Molecule: messenger RNA, 927 nt
Organism: Eruca vesicaria subsp. sativa (arugula)
Lineage: Eukaryota; Viridiplantae; Streptophyta; Magnoliopsida; Brassicales; Brassicaceae
Source: the annotation of a GenBank genome assembly
AUGGAGAGAUUACAGCGAAUCUUCGGCGCCGGCGGCGGAUUAGGCCACGCAUCUCCAGACUCUCCCACUCUCGACACCUCGGAGCAAGUUUACAUCUCCUCUCUCGCCCUCCUCAAGAUGCUCAAACACGGAAGAGCUGGAGUACCUAUGGAGGUUAUGGGAUUGAUGCUUGGGGAGUUUGUGGAUGAGUACACUGUGAGAGUUGUGGAUGUGUUUGCUAUGCCUCAGAGUGGGACUGGAGUUAGUGUUGAAGCUGUUGAUCAUGUUUUCCAGACUAAUAUGCUUGACAUGCUUAAACAGACUGGAAGACCUGAAAUGGUGGUGGGUUGGUAUCAUUCACAUCCUGGGUUUGGAUGCUGGCUUUCUGGUGUUGAUAUCAAUACUCAACAGAGUUUUGAAGCUUUGAACCAGCGAGCUGUAGCUGUGGUGGUUGAUCCGAUUCAAAGUGUGAAGGGCAAAGUGGUGAUUGAUGCCUUCCGCUCGAUUAACCCGCAGACCAUUAUGCUUGGGCAAGAGCCUCGUCAGACAACGUCCAACCUUGGCCACCUGAACAAGCCAUCGAUCCAGGCGUUGAUUCAUGGUUUGAACAGACACUAUUACUCAAUAGCCAUCAACUACAGGAAGAACGAGCUCGAGGAGAAGAUGUUACUAAACCUCCACAAGAAGAAAUGGACAGACGGUCUGACUCUAAGACGCUUUGACACUCACUCCAAGACUAACGAACAGACAGUGCAGGAAAUGUUGAGCUUGGCUGCUAAAUAUAACAAGGCUGUACAAGAGGAAGAUGAGUUGUCACCAGAGAAACUGGCGAUCGUGAAUGUGGGAAGACAAGACGCAAAGAAGCAUCUGGAAGAACAUGUUUCCAACUUGAUGUCUUCCAACAUUGUUCAGACACUAGGCACCAUGCUUGACACUGUUGUGUUCUAG